Phascolarctos cinereus (koala) is the source of this 7381-nucleotide messenger RNA. RefSeq names its product forkhead box P4 (gene FOXP4). NCBI's taxonomy places the organism in Eukaryota, Metazoa, Chordata, Mammalia, Diprotodontia, Phascolarctidae. The record is from RefSeq and is a predicted model, not a curated record. Gene Ontology annotation, molecular function: DNA-binding transcription repressor activity, RNA polymerase II-specific; RNA polymerase II cis-regulatory region sequence-specific DNA binding. Gene Ontology annotation, cellular component: nucleus. Gene Ontology annotation, biological process: regulation of transcription by RNA polymerase II.
GCGAGAAGGAGAAGAGGCGAGCGAGUGGAGCGGGGAGCGAGGAGCCGGAGCCCGAAAGGGAGCCCUAGCCCAAACCCGAGCCGGAGCGGGAGCCGCCCCCCACAGUGCGAUGCCCCAGAGGGGUUAGGGCGCCGGGCGCCGGAGCCUAGAGCCGAGCGGCGCUGCCCCGGGGGGAGGGGGAGGCGGCGGAACCGGAGCCGGAGCCUGAGCAGGAGCAGGAGCAGGAGGCAGCGGCGGCAGGGCCGGGGCAGCGGCCGAAGCGAGAGCCCCAUGCCCCGGGCGGGCUGAGGGAUCCGAAACCCGGAGCGGAGCCUUGGCCCGGACAGGUCCCACUAGAGCGACAUGAUGGUGGAAUCCGCCUCGGAGACAAUCAGGUCGGCCCCGUCCGGUCAGAACGGAGUCAGCAGUCUCUCCAGCCAGAGCGAUGGUGGCGGUGGUGGCGCUGGAGCCGCAGGAACUGUGACAGGAGCAGGAGGAGGAGGAGGAGGAGGAGGAGGAGCAGGGAGGGAUGGAGGAGCCGGCGGGGAGAGCAACGGCGAGAUGAGCCCUGUGGAGCUCUUGCACUUUCAGCAGCAACAGGCUCUCCAAGUAGCCCGACAGUUCCUGCUACAACAAGCCUCAGGCCUGAGCUCUCCUGGAAACAAUGACAACAAGCAAUCUGCAGUACAGGUGCCGGUGUCUGUGGCCAUGAUGUCACCUCAGAUGAUCACCCCCCAGCAGAUGCAGCAGAUCCUGUCACCUCCUCAGCUCCAGGCCUUGCUGCAGCAGCAACAGGCCAUCAUGCUUCAACAGUUACAGGAAUAUUACAAGAAACAACAAGAACAGCUUCAUUUACAGCUCCUCACCCAGCAGCAAGCUGGGAAACAGCAACCCAAAGAGGCACUUGGGAACAAGCAGCUGGCCUUCCAGCAACAGCUCCUCCAGAUGCAGCAGCUGCAACAGCAGCACCUGCUGAACCUGCAGAGACAGGGUCUGGUCAGUCUGCAGCCCAGCCAGGCAACAGGACCCCUCCAAACUCUCCCACAAGCCGUAUGUCCAUCGGACCUGCCCCAGCUGUGGAAGGGAGAUGGGGCGGCUGCCCAGCCAGCUGAAGACAGCAUGAAGCAGGAAGGGUUGGACCUCACCACAGCAGCAGCCACCGCUACCUCGUUUGCUCCCCCUAAGGUCUCACCCCCCCUCUCCCACCACACCCUCCCCAAUGGGCAACCCACUGUGCUCACACCUCGACGAGACAGCUCCUCACAUGAGGACACCCCUGGCUCCCAUCCCCUUUACGGUCAUGGUGAGUGCAAGUGGCCAGGCUGUGAGACCCUUUGUGAAGACCUGGGGCAGUUUGUCAAACACCUCAAUACAGAACAUGCACUUGACGACAGAAGCACAGCCCAGUGCCGGGUCCAGAUGCAGGUUGUCCAGCAGCUGGAGAUACAGCUAGCCAAGGAGAGUGAGCGACUUCAGGCGAUGAUGGCCCAUUUGCACAUGAGGCCUUCAGAACCCAAGCCCUUUAGCCAGCCGCUGAACCUGGUGUCAGGCUCCUCACUCUCCAAGGUGACUGUCUCAGCAGCUGAUUCAUUCCCGGAUGGCCUCGCCCACCCCCCCACCUCAGCUGCCGCCCCUGUUACUCCCUUACGCCCCCCUGGCCUCAGCUCUGCUACUCUGCACAGUGGGGGCCCUGCCCGCAGGAGGAGUAGUGACAAGUUCUGCACCCCCAUCUCCUCUGAACUGGCCCAGAAUCAUGAGUUCUACAAAAAUGCAGACGUCCGACCUCCCUUUACCUAUGCGUCCCUCAUCCGACAGGCCAUCCUGGAGACCCCUGACAGGCAGCUUACUCUGAAUGAAAUCUACAAUUGGUUCACCAGGAUGUUCGCCUAUUUCCGGAGGAAUACAGCCACCUGGAAGAAUGCUGUCCGACACAACCUGAGCCUACACAAGUGCUUUGUACGAGUAGAGAACGUGAAGGGUGCCGUGUGGACGGUGGAUGAGCACGAGUACCAAAAGCGGAGACCGCCAAAGAUGACAGGGAGUCCAACUCUGGUGAAGAACAUGAUCUCGGGCCUCAGUUAUGGAGCACUUAAUGCCAGCUAUCAGGCUGCCCUUGCCGAGAGCAGCUUCCCCCUCCUCAACAGCCCAGGCAUGCUGAACCCGGGCUCCACCAGCAGCCUCUUGCACCUCGGACAUGAGGAUGUGAGCAGUACUGUAGAGCCCCUCACCAGCAAUGGCAGCAUCAGUCCCCCACGCCUCUCCCCACCCCAAUACAGUCACCAGGUGCAGGUGAAAGAAGAGCCAGCUGAAGCGGAGGAGGACAGUCGGCCUGGGCCCAACCUUGGCCCCACCAACCCCAGCACCGGGGCUCCCCCAGAAGACAGGGACCCUGAAGAGGAUCUGCCUGGGGAGGAACUGUCGUAAGGGCCUCUGGGGGAGGGGCAGGAAGGGAAGGAAGGGGGUGAACACUCCCCCCUUCCCCUGCUCAGGAGACUCCUCCUCAGGCUCUCACCUUCCCCUCCACUCUGCACCCCCUUCUACCCCCACCUCAAGGCACUUCCAGAACAGCAGAUUGGGGUGAGGGCUUCUAUGCCAUCCCACCUGUGACUGACAGACUUUCCCUGGCAGAGAUGGCCCCCUUCCCCCUCCAUUGAUCUUUGCUUUUCACCCUAAGACCGGUGGUCUAGAACUGGUGGAAGAGCCAGGAGAGCAUGGACCCCCAGUACCUGACUUCAGUCUGUGUCCAAGCACCUCCCUCUCUCUCCCCACCCCUUGACUUCUACCCUCCAGUCCAUCCUCUCACCAUGACCACCACCAGCAGGACUCUCCCCGCCACCUUUGCUUUCUGCCCCCUUCAACACUGAGACCCGCAGGCGGGGCUACAAACCCCCAUUCCCAUCAAGGAAGCAUUUGUCCCCUCCUUCCCCCACCCCAACCUUGACCUUGCACCCUCUUCUCCAACAAGUCCAAGACAAGGCGACAUUGUCAAAGGAUUUAGAGCUGGAAGGGGCCAGAGAGAUGAUUUAGUUUCACCCCCUCAUUUGGCAGAUGAGGAAACUGAGGCCUAAGAAAAGGGAAGUGACUUGCUUAAAGCCACACAGUGAGCAGCAAAGUCAGGUCUUCUGAUUCCAAGUCCGGUCCACUUUCUCCUCCCCGGUACUAUACAAGGCAUCCUUCUUCCAUACUGUGAAUGAUCAACACCGGCACCAGCCUCAUGGGGAAAGGGGAGCCUAGAGCAUCUCAGACUCUAGCCCACCCCCCAAGACAAACCAGUUCUCCCUUCCCUGUGUAUCCAGCAGCCUCGGGGCUGCACACGGGUGAGACCUGCUGGGGCUGUGGACCGAAAGCAGCUUCAAGAAGGGGACUGUUGAUGGAAAUCCCCCGCGUGAGGAUCAGGCCUCCCCAAGGGAGGCGGGAUGUCGCCUCGCUCACAGCUUCCCACGUCUUUGCUAUAAUUGUUGAGCUCUGACUCUUGCCAUCUCAAGUCAAACAGGGGCCGAGGGCCCCAUCUCCACUGCAUCCCCCAUGUACCCUGCCUUCUUAUGAAGAGUGGGCAGUAUCGAGGAUCUAGAAGGAGAGAUAUGGGGACGAGGGGGGGGUUGGGAAUAGGGAAGAGGGAAAAUGUCCCUAAGACUUUGGUAUUCACCCAUGGACCUGAAGGUUGGUUCCACACUUGCGGAGGGGGAAAAUCCUAUGGCGUCCACCAGGUGUCCCCAUGGAGCUCGCUGCUGCAGCUGGCUGCCUGGGGGAGGAAGUGUGCCCCUCAGCCUCCAGUGGUAUUAGAAGAGGCUUGUGUAUGUGGGGCGGGGUCUGGGGAGGGCGGGGGAGCAGGCCAGUUGCCAAGGCCAGAGGAAUGGGUUACCUCUUCCAAAGCUCUCCCUCCUAAUCCUUCCCCCACCCCCUGCCCCCCUCCAUUUCACAGCCCCACUCAAUUCCCUCUCCUCUUCUUUCCCCAUUUAAACAGAUGACCAAAGACCUUUCUUAUGCCAGAAGCAGAAACCAAAACUUUUUGUUUGCUUUUUUUCCUUUGUCACCUCUUGCCCUCCAUUCCUGAUCUGACCUUCCACCUUCGCCCCCAUGGCUCCCUCACCCCCCAACCUAGAAGCUGGAGGGAGGGGGGUCCCCUCCACUUAAGUUAUUGUUUUAAACCAAAGUUGACAGUGUCUGUUGGUGGCCAUGGCUUUCUUCCACACCCCGGUCUUCAGCUGCCCACAGAAGGGGCCUGGGGACAGGCUUCCCUGCAUACCUCCCUUCUACUCUCGUUGCCUCCUCAUCACUCUGUCCCUCGGCUGUCCUUCCCCUUCCUCUCUCAGUGGGUGCUUGGGAUCUGAGGGGAAGGGAGAGCUCAAAUGGGAUGAGCUCCCUUCGGCCCCCUGGGGUAACAGUGGCUGUCUCCAAGGGCCUCUACAGGGAAGGGCCAGUUACAGGUUGCUGUUCCUGCUCCCCCUCCCCCCCAGUCCUCCUCUACCUCCAGUCAGUAUUGUGUCCCAGUCAUGGGCCAUUCCUCUCGAUCACCCUCCAGUGCCCACCCCAGGCUGGUCCCUGGUGUGCCCAUCAUCAUACUUCUAUCACUACUAGGGCUGGAGACACAAAGGUAGAGGACUGUAUUCUGAGGGUUACUGGGGAGAGAGCUGAAGCAGGUAAAGGGGCAACCAGAUGUCAUUCCUUCCCCCUACUAUGGGGGAUUCCAACUUCAGGUGAAGGCAAGGCUGCUAUGUCUGACACCCACCCUGCCCCUAGACUAGUCCCUCUGAUAGGGACAGGACCAGGAAGGGGAUGGAGGGGGACUUGAUGGACUAUUGCCUAGAAAAGAUCCAGUUACCACACACAGACUGUGAUCCUCACAAGUCCUCAGUAGGACUUGGGUGGCAAAAGAUCCCUGGUGCCUGUUAGCCAUGACCCUCAUCCCAGUUUGUUCCUUGCCCUCUGACUUGUGCAGAAAUAUUAAAUGCCCUCUGCUCUUAGGCCCUCAGUGUGUGUCACCUAGUGGGGGGAGGGGAUGUAUGAUGGGGUUAAGUCAGAAGGACCUGAGCAUGGAACACAAAGCAUGGGAGUGGGCAUUUUCAUAGGAGUGGAUGAGUAUGUAUGUAUUUCUGUGUAUGUAUGUAUGUGAGUCCAUAUGACCACACUCAGCCAUGUAUGAAUGAGCAGGGAUGUUGAUGUGCACCCAUGGGUUCCUAAAACCAAUAUAUGUAUGUCUGAUUCAAAGCAUCAUUCACAAAGAAACAAAAGGACCUAUUGGUUUGGGAAGGUAGGCUUCAUUCAUUGGACUGCCAAUCUGGUUCCCCACUUUAGCUUCUUUUUCUUUUCCCUUCCUACCAAGCUAGGUCUGGGGACAGCUUCCCCAUAAAGUGGCCUAUUAAGUGGGAGAAGCUGGAGUGUUGUAUAAUAACAGUAUUUCUAAUAGCCUUAGGUUCUGCUCAGGCUACCAUUCUCCUCUGCCAGCCCCAGCUCUCCCUCUCUGGAUGUGGCCUAGCUCCUCACUGCCACUUCUAUGUGCUGUUCUCUCAGCUUCUUACUACACUUCUGGGUCUUCCCUCACCCCCAAGAAGAGCUGAGGACACACACACACACACACACACACACACACACACACACACACACACACAGAGCACAGCCCUCAUGCCCUACCUUCCCAGAUAGAUGAGGUACAGCCCCUUGCUGCCUUCCAUCCCAGCUCCAGGUUCCUAUUCCUUCCCCAUAUCUCUCCCUAAACCGUUCAUUUUUUUUAUAUUUCAAAGUUUCUUUCCCAAAAGCUUUCUCUCUAACUCUUCCUCCUUCUCUUUCUUGUUUCUUUCCUAAGUCAAACCCUCCACCCCUAUACCACACCACCCAAUGUUUUUAUGAAGGUUUGGAACCCAAGUUUUUUGUUGUUUUUCCCAGGCUGAUGUGCCUGGGAGUGGGACAGGGAGGGGGAGGGUAAGCAAUUUCCAGGAUCUGUGUACUUCUUGGACUAGCCCUUACAGUCACCCUGACCAUCAGAUCAAAGAUUCCUUCCUUCCUUCGUUGAUGGAAACCAGAUCUCUUACAAGGGAAAGUAAUUCUGAAGACUUGAGUCUGAAACAUUGGGCCAGCAAGCCCACAUCCUUAUGGUGGUGUAUGUGUAUGUGUGUGUGCAUGCACAACGUGUUAAUGUAUGUAUGUAUAUACGCCACUGUAAGGUUAUGUAUAUGGGCACAUGCUUACAGACUUGAAUGUGUGUGUGAGUGUGAUUGUGUGAGUUUGUCUCAUGCAAAGCGACUAUACUGGCUGGUCUAGCUGGUAGCCAGGAUGGGAUGUAGAGUCAAUGGAUGCCUAGGUGAGUGCUGCUGGCCUCCCAACAAAGAAGGGACAGGGGGACAGGAGGGACCCUAAACAUGCUUAAACCAAAGUCCUUCCCUGACCAGUUUUGCACUCUCUCCAACUCUGACUUCCCAACUCCACCCAUCCCUUACAAAUCAUGAGUUCUCUGCUUCUAUUCCUCUCCCUACCAUCACCUCCAAGAUGGGGACCUGAUAGAUGGAAGGAAGCCUGCCUGUUUACUUCUCAUACCAUUUGUCCUCUAUAUACCUUCCUCUGAGAUGUAAUCACAGGACCCCAAGUCUCAACUUUCAAACUUCCUUUUCACCACCCACAACCACCAUCAGAGUCUUCCAGAUACCCCAACACUUUUGGGGCCAGGGAGCUCCUAGACCAGGGUCCUUCAGGCAUAGGGCUGAGGGAGGAUGGGCCUGAGAGGGAGGGUUGGCCUUCACUGGGGGGAAGUACAAUACUGGGACCCAGCCCCCUUACCAUAGCCAAUCUCAAAUGUUUAACACUACAGACUAAAGAAGAGUGGGGAAGAGGAGUGGGCCCUGAGGAUUCCAACUCCUUAAUGUGUCAUCUCUCUUCUGUGGCCUCAUUCCUUCUCUAUUUCUGGCCUGAUUUCUGUCUUGUCUCCUUCCUUGCCCCUCCCCCCACUCCCUUUUUCUCUGCCUUUCUCUGUCUCUAUUAUUUGUAUGUCUACCAUCCCCCCCUCCCCACCCCUUCUGUCUGCUUAGUGUGUGUGUAUAUGUAUGUGUGUCUCACUUGAUCUUUCUUAGCCCCUAUAUGUGUCGUUCUGUAUCUCUCCCACUCUUUUCCUUCAUCCUGCUGGACACAUGCUCAGAGCUGGGGUCCCCCUCUCUUCCUCUCCUCUAGUGGGGGCUACAGAGUGAAAGGGGUCAGGUGGGACAGAUAGGGGAUUUCAUGCUUUCCCCUUGGCCCAGGCCCAGUCCCAUCCUGUGCUGUAUAAAGGAAUAGCAUUGCUGUGUAUUCGUACUCCGCCUACCCUCCCUCCGUUCUGUGGUGGCAGACAGGUGGACCCUGUACAGUAGAACUAGCUGCAUGUAAUCUGUAUGGACAACAGCAUUAUAUAUAAUGCAAUAAAGUGAAUUACCUACAA